Cladocopium goreaui is the source of this 1899-nucleotide messenger RNA. The record is from the annotation of a GenBank genome assembly. NCBI's taxonomy places the organism in Eukaryota, Dinophyceae, Suessiales, Symbiodiniaceae.
AUGGAGCCAAAGCGUUACCCGAUGGACAGUCCGGAGAUGUACCUGCCCGCACCGCCACGUCCCCACUUCCAGCGGUCCCUCCAAGCGGAAGUGCCUGCCUUCCAGGCACAUGCAGCUGGGCCAAACACCAUGGCCGGGAAGACCUUGUCGGACCUGAUCUAUGAAAAGUUGAAGAGUCAGGCACCGGGUCCAGGUCCUUCCCAAGCCGAAGUGGCUGAUGGCCCUGGCACGGAUGGCAUGGAGCAGACCGAGACAAUGGAGGCUUCCAAGGAGGGGGAUUCAGAUCCACUGGCCCGAGGUGUGGUGGGACAAGAUGCUCCGGAGUGCCAAGCAGAGGAGGAGCUUCAAGAAAGCCAGAUGCCAGUGGAGCCGGUGCAGCAGCUGGAAGAAAGGCAUGAUCAUGAAGACUAUGAACCAGCCAAGAUCGAGAAGGAAAUUGAGGUGCCAACGGAUGAGCCGGGCCCAGUGGAUCCAGUGGAUCCAGUGGUUCAAGACCCAGUCUCCUACCCAACCCUCGCAGGCCCCGCUGAAGCAGUGGGUGAGUCAGUGGAUGAUGCCCAGCUUCCAGCGGACACGGAAGGGCAAGUGGAAGAGGUUGAAGCACCGGCACCGGGCUUGGGGGAUGAGCCUCAUCUCACCGACCUGAAACAAUCCUCCGCCACCAGCGAACAGGAGCCCAAAGAGAGCUGCGUCUAUCCAGCAUCGAGCAUGCUCCAGAUGCGCCUGACCAUGCCUUCGAAGGGCGAAUGCCUGGGCUUCAAGGUCACCCACGUGAAGGAUGUGCUGCCCAAGAGAGAGGAGGUCACGAAACGAGAGCGUGGAGAGCGCGGGGCCAAAGCAGAAAAGAAGAAGAAGUCUCAGGCAGUCGAGACAGACGUCACCUGCCUGACGGUCAAGAGCUUGAAGUCCGUGCUGUUCCAGGCCUUAAGUUCCCAGAACAGGUUGGAAAAGCGAGGAGAGUUCAAGAUAGCGCGGGUCAAGACCCUCCGCGCCAUGGAUGUCCUCCUGGAGCAGAUGCGCGACGGAGUUCGUGGUCACAUCGAACCCCAAGCCGCGCGCAGCAUCCAAAAGCAGUGGCGUCUCCACAAGCGCCAGGUGGAGAGCAAGAAGCGCCAGGCAAAACGUGAAGCCGAAGGCAAGGCCCACAAGGAGGAGCUUCGGGAGACCAUGAAGAAAUUAGCUGAGCAGCGGCAGCAGGAACAGACACAGCCUGUGAAAGCCAAGCCGCAGGGUCCUGCGCGUCACUUGGCUGUGGCCUUGUCUCAGGUGGCGGCUUCCUCCAGCACCUCACCCCUGGUGGAUGUCAGUAGCAGUGAUGAUGAGGCCUUGGGAAAGGCGGAGCCGGACCCUGAAGCCGCACCUGGCUUGGUGCCUCAAGAGGAGGGGAAAGCAGAUGGGAAGAUUUUGAUGGAGCUGCUGAGCCCCAAAGGACCCAGAGAUGAAGCCAGAAAGUCUGAUGAUGAGGCUGAUGGGCUCUCGAAAAGAAUGGAGCCGCAGCAGUUGACAGAAGGACGGUUGGAGGGCAAGGCUAUUUUGGAACAGAUCGUUCCGCCACUAGUGGAGUCGCCUCUGCCGGCUCGUUUCUUUGGGGAGUUGGAGACCCUGCCAAUCCCCACCCGAGCCUCUGCCUCCGCAGCCUCAGCGGGAUCAGAGUGUGGCUCUGCUUUAUCUGAUGAGCGGGAGCAGCAUCGCGAACUGCUGAGGGCACAAAUGAGGGCACUGGCUGAAGCGCGACAGGUGGAGGAAGCCAAAUCCAAGCGGCGCCUGGCCAUAAAGCAGCUGCGUCAGAAGGUGGGCCCUCGCCCCGCCGAUCAAACGCUGCAUGGCCUGCUGAGCCGCUGUGAUGGUGAUGUCAAUCGCGCAGCCACAGCCUUUUGGAAUGGACUGCCCUAUGCAUGA